This is a messenger RNA of Paramuricea clavata, 5369 nucleotides long. The record is from the annotation of a GenBank genome assembly. Lineage: Eukaryota; Metazoa; Cnidaria; Anthozoa; Malacalcyonacea; Plexauridae.
UCACUAGUCUACAGACUACUGUACAGAGUACAGUUGUUAGCCUAUACUUCUUAGAUUAUUUCGAACGGUACGGUGCAUGGGUGCCAGACGUGAGUAUAUAGUUAGCGGUCGAAGAAUAGAAUCUGCACACUACUUUUGUACAUGAUGCAACGACCUAAAAAAUACAAAAAGAACGUUUCGACGUUUCAAGCGACUAUACUAUAGUACAGGAGUAUAGACCCUUCGACUUCGUUCAUAUAGUUGCAUCGUCUAGAGUUCGAAGUUUUUUUUUAAUUACUAUCUUUUGAACAUUCUUUUUAGUCUGCUCGGGCGAGAUACAGUCUGCUUAGACUAUAUUCUUCUUCGAAUUUUCAAUCGUCUGAUAUUUCGAGAUCGGCCAACAUGAUACCUCAUGCAUGUGACCGUAAAUGGUUUAUUUACUUCAUGUAUACGGCGUGUCGUGAGGGCGUGGGUCGCAGGGUUGUUUUUAUAAAAUCUUUGAGAGAAUCUUUUAAAGCAAAAAUGACUAACAAGCGUGUAAUAUUUUAUUAAUUAACCGUCUUUUUAUUAUCUUACCAUUUAUUGCGAUUUUAUUCAUCGGUUUGAAAGCAGGUUUUUGAGUCUUUAAGAAGAUAAAAGUGCACAGGAAGUCCGUCAAGUGCUUGAAACUGAAAAAGUAUGUGGGCAUGCAGCACCGCGGUGCGAUGUCGGAAGACCAAGCCUUGUUUGUAAACGUGAUAUACGUCCAGCGAUAAAUAUGUUGCCAUAUUUGUACUGGAUAUACGACGAGGAGAAGUUAAAGUCAUAAACAAGGGUUUCACAGUAAACAUUCAGUACAUAUGUUUGGUCACGACUGCAGGCGUACUGUGAAAAUAUUCAAGAAAAUGAGAAUUCGAAGACAGUUCUCUUUACGUGGUCUUAGGUAAGUUACCUUACUUCGGUAAUAUAUUACAGAAAUAUUUAUGUACACGUCUAUUGUGUAGACAAUGCCAAUUGCUGUAAUUGUUGUCAGUUUGCUUUAUGACUUAAAAUGUCGACAUGAACAGAAUCCAUUGUAGUCUCAAUUAUAUUAGCACAGAUCUGAAAAUACUGAGUCUGAAGUUUGGAAGAAAACCAGACUCUUUACUAUAAUCAAUUCCUGGCCAGGCAGUAGGCAAGAUGUGUUUAUCCGACAAAUAUUUAUCCGUUCUAGUUGCCCUAGCUUCAAUGAAAUCAACUGACAUUGAACUUUCCUGCUCUCAAGCGGUAAAUAGCCUUAGCCGUUUUGGUUUGCAUGCCGAGUAUAAUCCAUGCCCCCCCCACGAUUCACCAUGUUAUUGCAAUGCUUAUAGCCUAAGAAUCAGAUUUUAUGUGUGUUUUUUCCCUUGAUUUUGUGAAGCAAUUAAAUGCCGAGUAAUAAAUGCAAGUUGUAAUAAUGCAAGAUGAUGCAUUUAUCACAAUCUUUGUUCCCUGUUGCUGUCGUGUCAGCUUUGGUUCCGUCGUGUGGUGAUAUUGGGCAAGCUUUAUACGUUGCCAUGUCAGCCGAUAACCGCCAAAACAUAUAUGAAUGACGUCAAAACCUGCCGACAAUACCAAAUUAUGAGUCUGUGACCAAUGUUGGUUGACGUAAAAAAAACUAAAGUGUUUCUGUCUGAUGUAAAGUGGAAUUCUUUUUAAAUUCUUUGCGUUUGCAAGAAUAUUUAACAAUUAUUCGCCGAAGGCGAGGUGGUUAUCGGGGAAUAUUCGCCGAAUCGCCGAGACGAAGUCGAGGUGAAUAUUCGCCCGAUAAUCACCGAGCCUGAGGCGAAUAAUUGUUUUAGUAUUUUUACACAAGUCUUUUGUGUUUUUUGGGACUGAAUUUAUUUUAAUUUCGCUUAUUUCUUUAUCAGUAACUUUCACAAAACGGCUCAGUAGCCGCCAUUUUGAAAAUUUCGGUUUUGUUAUAUUCGCCUGUAGGUGAAUAUAACAGCUUCAUACGUCAAAUUUGACAAAUCAACUUGUAAGAUUUGUUAUAUUCACUUGUGCAAAAAUACUAACAGAAAGUGAAUUUAUUCGGCAAACUGGUUAAAAUAUUGCUCAAUUAAUGCCCAAAUAAUAAUUAGGAAAUAUUCGUAUAUGUUCGUAAAUAUGACUAUUAUAUUAAAUCUAUAUAGACUGAGAUUUCUAAAUAAACAAAACAACUUCAUAGACUGCAUGGCGAGAACACAAGAAGUCACUAUAUUGAAGUAUAUAUAUAUAUCUCAGAAUCAUCAAAGCUUGUGCCAAGUUGCGAUUCUGGUGCGGACGCCCACAGACUAUAAAGACUUUUGUAGUACGAAGGUCUUUCUUAUAUGAGUAAUGUUAUAGUUAUUUAAUUAACAAAAUUUAGAUGUCGUUUUAUUAGGAUAUUUGGCGAAUUGCCAUGAACUUCAAAGUGCCUUACCAACCGACAUCGAGGCCAAUGAACUCGGUCUCUGCAUUUAUGUUAGCGAGAAUCAUUGGAUCAUAUCAACCUUACCCAAGCAAUGUUUAAGCGCGGGGCAGAGUAUAAAGGCUGAUUUUAAUUUACACUAUCAAAGUAAGAAUUUUGCAUAUAGGUAUAAAUUCUACGUUUUGAAGGAUUUCUGAUAAAGUGAAAUGAUUGAGGAAACAUACUCAAUGUUUAACACUGUGCCAGUUCCAUCAAACAUUUCUUACAAAUCGUUCAAAACUUAGAAUUUACCGAUGCAAAAUUCCUACUGUGUCUGUGAUCACAGAAACUUUGAUAGUGUAAAGUGACAUCGAUAGAUAAAAAUAUAUAACUUUUUUUGAUGUUACUGUUAGUACGUACGUUUUCUGUAAUAAAAGAAGAAUGAGAAGAGGCUGACACAAUUCUAUCAUUACACGAAUCUCAAUUAAAGUACUUUGCAAAAGCUACAUUACGAAACUAAAAGCAUAUAACGUACGCAAUUAUUUCCUCGAAAUCAACCGCCCUGCGAUUUGGUCUUGUCUCGCUACAAUAUUGUCAACUAUGAUCUCAAUGUGAACUAUGUGAAUCCAGAGAUGCCGAAACCACGGGUGCAGCGGGGCAAGUGCACCCCUUGCCUUUUGCAUUUUCAACUUUGUAGGUGCAGUGCGGGUGCAGACUAUGAGUGUAACGGGUGCACAAAACUUUUACAACAGACAGAAUUAAACGUCGUCCGAGGAUUGUGUGGGGGUGUUCCACCCCCCAGUCGUCAGGAAUUCGGCAAAAUUUUUAUCCAUUUGGCGGAAGGUGAAACGGAAAGCAUUACUUAUAGAAUUUUUGGCGAGAAAUUACGGAGGAAUUGUGCCUAAAUAAUUGUAUUCGGUCCGAAAAAAAUUGGUGACGGGGGGAGGGAGGAUGACACGAAUGUAGGGUCAUGACGCCCUUUCAUUUUCAUUGGUGCCCUUUUGUUAAGGAGUAUGCCCUCUUGUUAACCAAUUGCACCCCUUGCCCUCAGCAACUUCCGGCAAUCCCUGUGUGAAUCCCAACAGAUCUCGGCAAUGCCAAUGGUAACGAUCUUUUUUUAACCCAUAUGAUUUAUUUUCUGCAGGUUUAGCCACUCGCCAGGAUUUAAAGAAAGUGACGAAGAAAUAUAUCGUGUUGUUCACCACAAUUACAGGAGAGAAUUGAGAAUUUCAAGAAGUAAAUAUCAGCAAGUUGCGGAAUACAUCAAUGAAAUAUUUCGUGCACUGGCAAACUAUGACGCAAGAUUUGAGUUUGAUCCAAUGUCAUUUGAUGAUCAUCGUUGUGAAAUGGUCUCAACGAGUGAAAUAAAAUUGACUUGUGAACUCAAACACAUUUCUAAAAGAGAUUAUGAGGUGGACGGUGAUGCAUCUAACGGAAGGAUUCAAAUCAAAUUGCAAGAUGAUAUGCAUAGGUAUGAUUGAUGAUAUUUGUUCUAUGUAAUUAUUAUUGGUGAUGAUCAUAUCAAAUUAUAAUUGAUUAUUAAUAAUCAUCAGUAGUAUAUAUAUAUGAGACUGAUCACCACCAUCAUUAAUUCUUAUCAUCAUUAACCUUGCCACCACAUAAUCUUCACCAACAGCCGUAAAUAAUGGUAAUCAUGAUAAUAACGAUCGAUCAUCUUAAUAAUUAACAUCUAUCACAAUUAUUAUCAUCAUACAAUAAUUACCAACACAUCAUUUGUACAAUUAAUCAUAAGUUUCAUUUACUGUUGCUAACAUUAAACAGUAGCUACAAUAAUUUUCAAUUCGAGAUGGUAACACAUUGAUCACAGAGCGUUUGAUUGAUAAUUUUGUGGCCAGUUUAAAAAAUUGCAGGAAUUUCAAGUCAUUUUUCGGAAUUUCUUUGAUUUUUCAGGCACCACUUCAUUGCGAUAGUAAACUACUGUAGUUUUCAUGUCUAACAUAGUUAAACGUCUUACUAAAACAACUUUUAAAAAUUCUCUAGAUACAACAAUGUCUCAUGGGAUGACGUGUGCAGUGAACGAAGUACAACUGAACCAAAGUAUUUAAACACACGAACUUUGCUCGACGUUUUCACCACGGCCCUGGGGCGAGCAGUCCGUGACGUGUGGAACAAACAUCGGAAUGUUGGUCUAGUGUACCGGGUCUCCGGUAACCAAGCUCGUAUAUAUGUCGAUAUCCCUGACACCGGGUUUUUUACUGUCUCGUUAAUUCCCGCUAUUAAACUAACAAAAAGCGCCGUCAAAGGACUGGACUCUAAAUCAGAACUUCUCAAAGGCCAGGGAGAAAAGGGAGAUUCUAUCUCGACAAUUUAUGCAAUUGCGCAGCCAAAUCGUUAUUUCCAAGACGAAUCUUGGCGGCUUUCGUACAAAACUUUAGAAAGCGGAAUUAUGAACGCUGAACAAUUUAUCUGUGGACGCGUUUGUUUACACGCAUUACGUCAUUUGUUUCACUCGUCCAAGUCCCCCCGUUGCGGAAUUAGAGCUCUGACUUUAUCUCAUCUUCAACUCGCAGUCAUUCAAGAGUACGCGAAACGUCCUGACGCGAAGGACUGGACACCAGCUAAAUUCAUCAAACGCCUUUCAGGAACUAUGACGUCACUUACGUCAUGCCUGAAGGAGGGUAUGUUAGUCAACCAGUUUUCAGGUGUAAAUGUUUUCUCACAAUUUGACAUGAAAUCUUUGAAAGUUCUCGCCAAAGAUGUUGAACACGCGAGUACUAAAUGUCGGGAAAAAUUACUGCGUAUGUCAGCAUGAAGGACUGUCAAUUUAUAUCAGCGAGAACUGAGAAUGUCCAAGAAUUCGAUGAAAGUGUACAUAGAAAAAACGUUAUACAUGUUAAUAUAUUUAAUUAACCUUUUGCAUCUGAGAAUGUUCCUAUAUUUAUCAUAGCAGUCUAACUAAGAUGUUUAAUAUGUAUACUAUGUCCCGCUUCAUGUACUAUAAAUUUAAAUUUACAUUGUAUACUUUCUGAUGGUAUUUAUAAUAGUACUAUUUAUAACAGAA